This is a messenger RNA of Labeo rohita (rohu), 2831 nucleotides long. It is a transcript of the gene engase, whose product is annotated as endo-beta-N-acetylglucosaminidase. NCBI's taxonomy places the organism in Eukaryota, Metazoa, Chordata, Actinopteri, Cypriniformes, Cyprinidae. The record is from RefSeq and is a predicted model, not a curated record. Gene Ontology annotation, biological process: protein deglycosylation. Gene Ontology annotation, cellular component: cytoplasm. Gene Ontology annotation, molecular function: mannosyl-glycoprotein endo-beta-N-acetylglucosaminidase activity.
AGCUGCUUAUUCUUCCAGCUUCUCACUACUAACUAGAAAUUUCGGUUUCAUCUGGAAGCUGGUUAUCCUUUGACCUUUUGCAAAUGGGAAGUGUUUCUACAAAGGUGAAAGUUAACAUGACAUCCCGCAAACGAAAGAGGGACGGAACUGCAAACAAAAUCCCUAAAAACGAGGGGAUAAGCUCGGAGUCUUGCCUCAAUCAGCCGAGCGAUCAAAGUGUUCAUGAAGUCAUAUCUUACGAGGCAUCUAAGUUGUCAGCAAACCAUUAUGAUCCUGACACAACUGAGCCCAUCAGCUGCAGUCUUAAGUCUCUUGAAGAUUUGUUGUCAUGGAAACGGAUGGAAGCAAGUCCUUUUAAUGUGGCCACGGUGCCUUUGGCUAGCAGGUAUCCUCCACUGCACAGCUCCCCUGGACGGACAUUGGUGUCCCAUGACAUGAUGGGUGGCUACCUGGACGACAGGUUCAUUCAAGGUGCAGAGGUGGAGACGCCAUAUGCCUUCUAUCACUGGGAGUAUAUUGACAUCUUCAACUACUUCAGUCAUCAUAUGGUUACCAUUCCUCCUGCGGUUUGGACGAAUGCAGCACAUAAGCAUGGAGUGCUCUCUAUCGGCACGUUCAUCACUGAGUGGACAGAUGGAGCGAAGACAUGUGAGGCCUUCCUGAAGGAUGAGGAGAGCUACCGCACAGCUGCUGAUAAGUUGGUUCAGAUUUCCCACUGCUAUGGCUUUGACGGCUGGCUCAUUAACAUAGAAAAUGCGCUGAGUGAGACUGCGGUGAAGAACACUGGACCCUUUCUGCGCUACCUCACAGACCAGAUGCAUGAGCGCGUUCCAGGCAGUGUGGUGAUCUGGUAUGACAGCGUACUGAAAAACGGCAAGCUCAGUUGGCAGAACGAACUCAAUGAUGACAACAGAAUGUUUUUUGAUGCCUGUGAUGGAAUAUUCACUAACUACAACUGGACAGAGCAGAGCCUGGAGUGGAUGAAGUCCUACUCUGCUGCUAAGGACCGCUUUGUUGACAUCUAUGUUGGUGUCGAUGUGUUUGCAAGGGGGAAGGUGGUUGGAGGGAAAUUUGAGACCAACAAGGCUCUGAAGCUGAUUCGGAAUUAUGGAUUUUCAACAGCCAUCUUUGCUCCUGGUUGGGUGUAUGAAUGUCACGAAAAAGCAGAUUUCCGCCAAAACCAGGACAAGUUUUGGAGUUUGCUGUCUGAUUUCCUUUAUAUCCACCGGCCCUCGUCCAGCCUUCCAUUUAUCUCCUCAUUCUGUCAGGGCUUUGGGAAGAGCAUUUACUGGAGGGGACAGGUGGAGAUGAAGAGAAGCUGGUUUAAUCUGCAUGCUCAGGAGAUCCAGCCUCUGUACCUCUCUGAGAAUUUGAACAAUGACGGCUGGCUGAGAACCCGCGGCUGCUCAGAAGAUGUUUGGAAUGGAGGCAGCUCUCUGAUAGUGGAGGGCAUGAUUCCAUCUGGACUUUCUGAAGUCUGUGCAAGGAUAUUUUCUGUCCAUGUUCCAUUGGACACCAGGCUUUUUGUUUCUUUUGUCUACAAGCCGCCUGUGGGGGUGAAGAUAUCCUUGGAGCUCAAAACAAUAGAUGGACCUCUGUGCACAUUUGAGGGGAUGGAGGAAAUAGAAUCUAAGAGUGUCUUUCCAGAAAUGUUAGCAGAGGAUAACCAGUUGGUGGAGCAGUUUGCAAGAAAUUGUGGCCGGUGGACUUUGGAUGGCUGGAAUUCCAGAUGCUUCCUGUUGAAAAUGACUGGCUGCUCAUUGCGAGAAGUGUGUAUUCGUGUUUCCCGUGAAAGUGGCGACGAAAACGUUUCCUUUAACUGCAGGAUUGGUGAGAUUAUGCUGUUGGAUGCAGAGAGUCUUCAAGCACCCGUGCAGUCUGUUGAAGGCAUCUGCGUGAAUGAUGUAGUGUGGCACACGGGUGCUUUGAACGGAGACGGACACACGCUCAAGGUACUUUUGAAUGCCACCUUAAGCUGGCAAUACCCCGGCCAGCAGGUUCGCCAUUUCCUGAUUCACUGGAGGCAUCUCCGUGGCCCUGACCCUCGGAUUCCCCCUGGACCUUUGACUUUGAUCGGCCGGUCUUACUCCACCCUGUACCGUGUGGUGGAGCUGGAGGUGCCUGCUGCUCCGGCUCUCAUAGAGCUGGUGGUGGAGCCUGUGAGCAGAGAGGGAUUCAGAGUACCUGAGGCCCAGUGGGGCCGACGCACUCUUAGCUACAGCGCAAGUUAAUGUGAAAUGCUAUUGAUAAAAUGCCUCGAUACUCUAUUGCUUACAUGCUAUUUUUAUAGUAUAAACAAAUCUUUCUUCUAUUUGAUGCAUGAGAUAUAUAUAUAUAUAUAUAUAUAUAUAUAUUGAUGGCAAGUUGGUGCUAAAUCUGUAUUUUGUAUUUUGUAAACGACUGAAUACUUAAAGAGAGAGUUCACCCAAAAAUAAAGAUUCUGACAUAAAUUACUCACCCUCAUGUCGUUCCAAAUCCGUAAGACCUUCAUUCAUCUUCAGAACACAAAUUAAGAUAUUUUUGAUGAAAUCCGAGAGCUUUCUGACCCUGCAUAGACAACAACACAACUGACACGUUCAAAGCCUAGAAAAUUAGUAAGGCCCAACAGUUAAAAUAGUCCAUGUGACAUCAGUGGUUCAACCGUAAUUUUAACAUGGAAGAGAAGAAAUAUAGUUGAAUAGUCAUUAGUUUAGUUUUCUUUACGCAGAAAAAUUAUUCUUGUAGCUUUCUAACAUUACGGUUGAACCACUGAUGUCACAUGGACUGUUUUAACUGUUGGGCCUUGAACGUGGUAGUUGUGUUGCUGUCUAUGGGUCAGAAUGUUCUCUGAA